AUGAGCUUAAGUUUAGUUCGGAAACGGCGUAAUUCAGGUGAAGCCGUAAAUGAUUCCCAAAGUAACAACGCAGUACCUAAUAAGCGCCGAUAUACAGGCUCCCAACAUAAUUCGUCACAAUCUCAACGUGCCAACACCAGUAUCAUCCAAGAUAAGCGAUGUGGCAAAAUCCUGUUGAUGCACCUAACAAACUUUAUGUGCCACUCGAAUCUAAUAGUCGAAUUCCAUUCACGGGUGAAUUUUCUGGUGGGUAGUAAUGGCAGUGGCAAAAGUGCUAUACUUGCCGCUUUGGUCUUGGGUUUAGGAGGAAGUGCAAAAACCACCAACAGAUCCCGCAGUGCAAAAGCAUUCAUAAAAAAUGGCGAAACGACCGCUAAAAUUGAAAUAGUUUUGGCUAAUGAUGGUCCACAGCCAUACGAACCCGAUGUGUAUGGAAAUAAAAUAAUCAUAGUGAGGACAAUUUCGAUGUCUUCUGGCUCCUAUGUAAUAAAAAAUGAAUCCGGAAACGUCAUCACGAAGAAAGUGGACGAUUUGCACAGAAUACUUAUGUAUCAUAACGUUCAAGUGGAUAAUCCAGUGUUUGUGCUGAACCAGGAUAGUGCUAGAGAAUUCUUAAAGGAACUAGAGCCUGCGAAGAACUACCAGCUAUUCCUUAAGGCUACGCAGAUUGACAUAGUUUAUGAGAAAUUGAAUGAUUCUCUUCGUCUACACAAAGACCAUUUACAAGAAUUGAAAAAUUAUGAGAUUAAAUUGAAAAAAGAAAGAGAGGACAUAGCCGAACAUGAACGCAAACUGGAUGAACUUUUAUCAUUUGAAAAAUUAAAGGAUAAUCUCAAGAAUUUGGAAACUCAGCUUGCUUGGCAAUUCGUUAAGCAAUGCGAAUGUGAGCUUCAAGAAAUAAGUGAUAAACUUUUAAAGUACAGUGAAAAGGAACGUGAACUACAAAAUUUAAUACAAAACAAAGACGAAGUUUAUAAAUUAUUAAGUCAAGAGAUUAGGAAAGAGGAGGAAGAUAUAAAUUUGAAAAAUAGCAAUUAUGACAAAGUCAACAGACAGUAUAGAGAAAUUAAAAAUAAAGUGGAUGAACUGAAAAAACGCACAACCGAUUUGAAAAACACUAAAGAUAUACUAAAAAAGAAGAAAUCUCGGCUAGAGAGCCAAAUAGAAGAAAUAAAGAAAUACAUCAAUGAAAAAUCUCAAGGCAAUCAAGAUGACGUCGACGCUUUGCGGGCUCAAAAUCAGAACGAAAUAACAAAACUUCGCCAGCAAUGUAAAAAUCACGUAGAUCCAAUGAUUGAAAAUAUUAAACGUGAACUUAAACUUCACAUGGAGAGCAAAGAAAAGAAGGAACAAGUUGUAAGUGAAAUUAGGCGGCAACAAAGAGAUUGUGAAGGCGAAAUACGUAUUCGUAAUGGGCAGAUAGCAAAUAUUAGAGCAAGUGCCAAAAACAAAAUAUUAAUAUAUGGAAAUCAUAUGCCCGCACUUUUAAAGGACAUACAAAAUGCCUAUUCCCAAGGUCUGUUUUCUAAGUUACCGAGAGGACCAAUUGGCAGUUAUGUGGAUGUACCAAACAGUCAGUUCCGAGAUAUAGUUGAAAACGCUAUCGGCAGUGGUUUGCUGGGAGCAUUUCUUGUUAACAAUACAAAGGAUAGGCAAAUUCUAGAAAAAAUAUUCGCAAAAUAUGAAAUUCGCCGUCCGAUUGUUAUAACUACAACAUUUUCGGAUAAGGUAUAUGAUGUUAGUGCCGGUUGUGUAAAUCCACCCAAAGGAACACGUUUGCUUUUGCAAGAAAUCAAAUGUUCUGAUGCAACCGUAAUGAAUUGCCUAAUCGAUCGUUUACGCAUAGAAUCUAUUUUGCUUACAAAUAGUAAGGAAAUAGCUGAAGCUAUUACUUCUGACAAUGAUCAUGUGCCCAAAAAUCUAUUGCGAGUUAUAGUGCUCAAAGAAGGCAAUAUUUUGCUGGAAUAUUACCCUAAACCAAAUUAUCGAAUGUAUUCUACUAAAAUAAAACCAGCCAAUUUUAUACAAGUUAAUAUCGAAGAACGUAUUCGGGAUCUUGAAGGUGAAAAGCGUGCAUUGGAGGAAAAAUUAAAAAUCUUUGAAAAAGACCUUAGUCACAUGAGCAAUGAAAUACCCCAGGAUGCAAAGCACAUACACGAAAAGCGGGAACUUUUGGCGAAACAAGAAAAUGCCCGCAGAGAUAUUAUGGAAAGAAUAGAUGAACUGGACAGAAUUGAAUAUGCUGAUUAUAGUAACGAGAUUUUACUAUUGCAAAAGGAAAUGGAAGAGUACGAAGCUCGACUGGGAGAUAUUGAACAAAAACUAAGUGAAACCAGUGGUCUAUUGUCCGAUGUUAACAAUGAAAAAAUUCAUGUCGAUGAAGAGCUUCUAACCAAAGAAAACGAACUUCAGGAAAUUAAAAAUGAUAUUGAGGCCUUUAAGUCGAAUGUAGAUCGCAAGAAAAUGAAGCUACGUAGUGUUAAUAGUAACGAUUCUACAUAUCGUGUCAAAUUGUCCGAGAUCCAGGAGGUUAUUAAUAAACUAAAAAGAGAUCAGAAUGAUUUAUCUAAGAAAACAGAUGCUUACAUUAAAUCGGCUGUAGAGAAGGGUGAACGGGUAGAAGGCGACAAAAGUGAGGAACAACUACAAGAUGAGAUAUCAAAAAUCAAAGCCAAACUCAAACACGGUAAGCCGGUCAGCUUGGAUCCUGAAUCUAUGCGCCAACUGAUUAUGACUAAAAAGGAGGCAUUGGAGGCCAAUGUAGGCAAAUAUGACAACAUAAAACAUUCCAUUUAUUCACUGAGAAAAUCGUUAAAAUUCCGCUUUGACUUUUUGAAAAAGCUAAAGGAACACAUGGCAUUGCUUUUGCAAUUAGCGUUUAGUAUGAUUUUGAGAUUACGUAAUUUUGAAGGUUCAUUAGAUGUUAAUCACCAAGAGAAAACUCUGAAACUAUCUGUUAUUCCUCGAGAUCAUAAUAAAAAUGCUGUGUCCAACACAAAAUCUUUGUCUGGGGGAGAACGUUCAUAUAGUACUGUAGCGUUUCUCAUAUCAUUGUGGUCAUGUGUUGAUCAUCCAUUCUAUUUCUUGGAUGAGUACGAUGUGUUUACGGACGAAGUUAAUCGAGAGUAUAUGACACGUUUGCUUAUUGAUGAAGGACGUAAACGGCCACUUCGACAGUAUUCAUUCUUAACACCCCAGGAUAUGGCAUUGAUGUCUGAAGAUUUUAUAAAAAUAUUACGGUAA
Messenger RNA from Musca vetustissima, 3243 nucleotides. It is a transcript of the gene SMC6, whose product is annotated as structural maintenance of chromosomes protein 6. Gene Ontology annotation, biological process: double-strand break repair via homologous recombination. Gene Ontology annotation, molecular function: single-stranded DNA binding; damaged DNA binding. The transcript is spliced from 15 exons. The record is from RefSeq and is a predicted model, not a curated record. NCBI's taxonomy places the organism in Eukaryota, Metazoa, Arthropoda, Insecta, Diptera, Muscidae. Gene Ontology annotation, cellular component: nucleus; Smc5-Smc6 complex; site of double-strand break. The coding region runs from base 1 to 3243 and encodes 1080 amino acids.